This is a messenger RNA of Symbiodinium necroappetens, 456 nucleotides long. NCBI's taxonomy places the organism in Eukaryota, Dinophyceae, Suessiales, Symbiodiniaceae. The record is from the annotation of a GenBank genome assembly.
AUGCUUGGGAUCAUGCAGCAGCAGCAGCAGCAGCAGCAGUAUAUGAUGCAUCAGAUGGGCAUGCUUAACCACAUGAUGAUGAUGGGAGCCAUCAUGAAUCCCAUGAUGGGCCAAAUGAUGCCUCCCACACCCACCGAUGGAACACUACUGGCUACCGCGAGCCCCUCAUCCUUGCCGGAUCCUGCUCUGGUAGCUAACAAGCUUAACAAGCUUGACGAGGAUGACGACGUGCCACCCGGUCCUUCAUCAAAUAUCAACCAUCCAAACUAUCGACCUCCUGAUGUUGAGCCAAUGCCAGGUGUGACCGACCGACGAUGGGAAGGCCGCAUCAAGAUGUGGUUUGAAGACAAAGGCUACGGCUUCAUCUCGAAUGAAGAGUUGAAGAAAAGAUUCAAGGAUCUGGAUGUCUUCUUGCACCAGAAUCAGAAGCGCCACUUCAGGAGAGGAGACCCUUGA